GUUGCGGGUGACAAGGGCAGAUAUGCAGGCAACAACAGCAGCAGCAGCUGGUGGCGGGAGUGGGAGAGCAGAAGGGAGUGGUGGUGGACAAGAGGCAGCAGGGGAGCAACAAGGAGGGGUGGCAACAGGUGCUGGCAGCGAUAUCAGUGACACCAGCACUGACAGCAAUGAGGCACAACAACAGCAACAACAACACAAUGGAAAUGAAGAAGACGACAAUGAGUGGGAGACGGAGUACGUGGUUGCCACGGUGCACAAUUCAAAGUAUGCUGGCCUGAAUCUUCGACCAGAGACCUUCAAAGUCGUGGGUGCGCACACAGCGCAGCCCGUGUUUCGCAUGGGAUCAGACGUGUUUGUUGGACAGUACUCAGAGGCGUUUGGGACCAACCUCAUCUUGCAAGCAACACAAGCAGAGGCAACUGGGCGGACAGAGUGGAAGUAUCUUGGGCGAGGCAUCGAGACCAUGACGCUACUGAGGGCAGAGCUGCACGAGGUGGAGGAAGAGGAAGAGGAAGAGGAAGAGGAGGGCAGCGAUGAACCAGCGCAAUCGGAAUGAUACAGCCGAUAGGACACAGCAGCCUUCUCACUUUCCCUCCACCAUCUUUAUCAUCUCUUUGCCUCUUCAGCAACAACCUGCCUUUGCUCGUGUCAUCUCAACAUCAUCUGUACACACACACACACACACACACACACAUACACACACUCUCGCUCUCUCUUUUGACUGUCUUCCCUUCCUUUUCUGAGUUAUGCUGGCCCGCCGUUACACCCCUCACUUGGCGCCUUGCUUCGAUGCUACCAAGCCCAUUGCAACUUGUCGCUCGUACACACACACACACACGCACACACACACACGCACACACACACACACGCACACACACAUCGGGGCACCUGCGAUACUUGACGUUCGCCCACGAAUGAACGCAGAACACAAG
Messenger RNA from Salpingoeca rosetta, 932 nucleotides. RefSeq lists its product as uncharacterized. The coding region runs from base 23 to 556 and encodes 177 amino acids. NCBI's taxonomy places the organism in Eukaryota, Choanoflagellata, Craspedida, Salpingoecidae. The transcript has 5 exons. The record is from RefSeq and is a predicted model, not a curated record.